AAAUAAGUUGCUUAAACCGAAAACUAUUGAAAAUUAUUAUUUAACAUAAAAAAACAAAAGCAGAAAAUUGCUUGUGCCACAUCGCUUGCGGCUCAAAAUGUCUGCCACCGUAAAAGUGAGCCCACCAAGUCUCAGCAUAUCACCGUUAACUGCAGUAAAGGUGUCAUUUCCUAGUAAAUCGCCAACAAAGAGUAGCAACAACAACAGCUGCGGUAACAACCUUAAAAGUGUCAGUCAUACCACAAUGUUGCCACAAAUUAAAUUGCCACCAGCUUCACCGCUAUAUUCACCACUUUAUCCAGCCAUGGAUGCCGUAGCAUCUACACCUAAUAAUUAUGCUAAUAGCAGCAACAACAACAACAGCAGUGGCAAUAACUGUGCGCUACUCAUGUCACCACCGCUCAGUGCACACAUGUUAAGUGCCAAGACUGAGCAGGAUAACUACCAAGAAUUACAACAGCAACAGCAACAACAACAACAUCUCAGCCUGCCACAACAACAACCACAGCAACGCAGCGUUGACUUUCUUGCACCGAACUGUAAUUUGAAAGCGGCUUACGGCAGCAGCAGUCAGAACUAUACGGACUUCACUAGCGCCGAGUUGAGCUUUCCGGAUUUUUCGCUCAGUUACAUGGUUGAGACGCCCACAUCGGUUUAUGGUAGUUGCAACAGCAACAACAACACUGCUGAUUGUACAACUGGCAAUCAAUGUGGCAAUGCUUCAACUAAUGUGAGCUUUUGCUGUGCUGACAGCGAUGAGGUCAUGGUACAACAACAGCAACAACAACAACAGAAUCGACAAAAGCCAACAGCUUGCCCGAUUGGUUGCAGCAGCAACGCCCAGGAUGUGUUCCGUUUCGAGCCAGAGGAUAUAGCACGACUGAUAUCGGCAGAUUGUGAGACAAGCUGCAGCUUUGUGAACUCACCUACAAAUGCUGGUGCAGCAAUGCCGCAAGGUGGCAGUUUGUCGGUGACAAAUAGUUUACAAGCGUCUUUUUCGCCAAGCACGCCCUACAGUCCCUACGCCACAGCGACGACCUACGCCCAGUGCAGCGUGCCCCCCUCACCGGGCAUGAUGGGUGGCAUGCAGUUGGCGGAUGGCAAUUAUCAGACGCUACAGCAGCAACAGCAGCAGCAACAACAAAUGUCAGCAGCGGUGUUUGGCGGCGUUGAGAGCAAUUGCAGCAACAGCAACAGCAGUUGUGACCUCGGUGAGGGCAGUCAAAUGUUGGUCGCUGGCACUGUGACCACUGACUGUUUGAACUUGGACAUCGAGUACUACAACUAUGAUGAAAUCAAUUGUCAAUCGAAAAACCAGUCGCCGUGCUCUUCGCCACCGCUCGAUCCCUGGAUGACAUUAAAUCUAGCGGAUACAAUUGCGAACGCUGCAGCGGCAGAGACCGCGGCAGCGCAAGCACAAUUGAAACAUUCACCGAAACUUAGCAACACCAGCUGCGCCACCUAUCAGUCGUACGAAACGCAGUACAUGUCGUCGCUGGUGUCAGAGAUUAAACAAGAGUCCUCGACAAUUAAGCUGCCCUCAAUGAUGUCCACCUUCGGCACGCCCAAAUAUGAGUCUGUUUACAACUAUGACUAUGCCUUUGGGCAUGAGGAGACUGCCACACAGCCGCAACAGCAUGAAUACCAGUGUCAUCAGCAACAACAGCAACAGCAAGCACAAGAGAAAUGGUUGCCGUUCGUCACCACUGCUAUGCCAGUUGCCGCAGCUGCUGUACACAAUUACGAUCAUUUGCCUGAGAAUUAUCAAAACUGCAAUUUGUUGCAUGCGGAGAAACCAAAUCGUGAACAUAAAAUCAUUUGGACCAUCGACGAGCUGGACGAGAUGCAUGAGGAGCUCAUCGAUGAGCUCUGCUCGGCCAGCACCAAACAAUCGAAUCACAUGAGCGGCGAUGAGGAUGUCGAUGUGGACAUUGCCAGCUAUUUCGAGGAGGAGAAUUCACUUGACUUCGCCCUACAGGUGGCGAGCAACGAGCAUGCAUUCGAUGAUGCAAAUGAGGAUGAUAACGACUCUGUGUUUCACAUAAGCGACUGUGCCGGCAUCAUUUCGAACACUAACGCAAAAAACAGCAACAAUAAAAAGCAAUUAGAACAACACGCCACACAAUCGCAGCGUCGUCGACGCCGCUACACUUCACCAGACGUGAACGUCAGAGUGGCGUGCGAAAAAAAAUCUACUUGCCACACCAGCGCGACGGCAAUUCACACGAGUUAUGAUGCAUACGCCCGUGGCGUUGUGGCGCAGCAAGAAAAACAAGUUGUGAACUUUGAUGCUUAUACCGAUGAGGCGCAAAUUUGCCGUUGGUCUGAUUGUAAUGAGGAAUUUUCCAACCAAGCUGAAUUUGUGGCACACAUCGAGAAACAGCAUGUAGAUGCAAAAAAACGCGAAGAUUUCUCCUGCUUCUGGUUGGACUGCCCACGCCGUUAUAAGCCUUUCAAUGCGCGCUACAAGCUCUUGAUACACAUGCGUGUGCAUAGUGGCGAAAAACCAAACAAGUGUCCGUUUCCCACCUGCAACAAGGCCUUCUCACGCUUGGAGAAUUUAAAAAUCCAUCAGCGUUCGCAUACCGGCGAGCGCCCGUACGGCUGUCAGUAUAGCGGUUGCUUGAAAGCGUUCAGCAAUAGUUCGGAUCGUGCCAAGCACCAGCGUACCCACUAUGACACGAAACCCUACGCCUGUCAAUUGGCCGGCUGCACGAAACGCUACACUGAUCCAUCGAGCCUGCGUAAGCAUGUGAAAAAUCACGCGCUCCGCAAUGUCAACGGCCAUUUGGGGCGGCGAAAGUCGGCGAGCGCGGCGAGUGGCGGAAACGGCAGCAAAAAAGUCAACAACAACAAUAAUGAUCAUAUGACAACAGCGAAAACGCGCCGACAUUCGGAGUCAUCGCUGGCGAAUGCAACAGCGCAAAUAACCGGAGGCGAGAUAUUAGAGGCGCAAACAGUGACAACAACAACAUUAGUAACCACAACAACAACAUCGACAAAAGCAUUAGCGCAAACGACACUAAUUGGCUGCAAAUUAAUGAAUAAUACACAGAGUCAGAGUCAGCAGUCAACACAACAAGCACAGCAACAACAGUACACUACAACACGUCAGCAGCGCAGCAAUAGUUGCAGUGAGAUGUCAACACAUUACAACAACAGUAAGAACAAUAGUAACAAUAAGCUGUCUCAUUAUGAUAAUCACGAUGAGUUAAUGACAGCAACAACAACCACUGCGGCGCCUACACCAUUACUGUCAACAUUAGCAGCUACAAUGCCAAUAACAACAACAACAACAGCAACAUCAGCGCCCAUGUACAAAGCAUCAACAGCCAUGUCAUAUACGAUGCGGCAACAUGCCAAUAAUGCGUCGCCGGGCGUCAACAGUAACAUGGCCACAAUAUUUGUUGCCACGACUAAUGCCGACGGUGGCAAAAACAACAGCAAUGGCAAUGAGCAACAACACGACUAUGUAACAAAUGGCAGCAAAAGCAAUUCGAUGAACUUUAAUGAGUUGUCAAAUUGCAUUGUAACCAUCGAACACAAUCAAAAUGAGAAUUCAAUUGAUUGCAGUGACGAUAACAACAGCAACAGCCACUGCGACAACAAUGAAGCCAUUAACAAGCCCUCCGGGAUAGCGCAUGUGGCAUAUGGUAUGCGACAGUCCGCCGCGAACAUACAGGAAAUGGAUACGUUGAGUGUGUGCAGCAGCAGCAGCAGCAACAACAACAACAGCAACUGCAGUUGUAGCAGCAAUAAUGAACACAUCAAUCAAUUAAAUGAACUUGGCCAAUUUUUGGUAUUAAGCCCGAAGCCUACAAACAACAACAACAGUACCAACGCCAGUGCCGAUGUCAGCGCCAAUGUCGACAAACAGUCAAUAACGUGUGCAACAGCUGCAACAACAGCGCAUGCCAUUCCGUGGCAUACACCAACUAAUUGCAACAAAUAUAUGGAUCAUACAAAUACCGCUAAUAUAACGGCUAUUAGCAACAUUAGCGCGGAUAUGGCACAAUCCACAGCUGUGGAGGCACGCACAACGACCUCAGCGGCGGCGACGGCGUUGGCAGUAGCAGCGGCAGCUUGUAAGCAUAUUAACAGCAAAGCUCCACCAACACCGCCGGCACCGUCACUGCAAGAGUUCGUCUCGUUCGAGUAUGUAAAGCGCAUGUUGGCCGAAACAUUCGAUGCUGAGCCCAUCGAUAUCGGCGCUACUCCCGGCGGUAAUGCUGCAUAUACUUGUAUGGCAGCCAAUCAGCCGGCAAUGAAGGCUGCAAAUAAUGCGGCCGGCGAAGAAGCUGCGCGCGCGGCACAAGCCAUUAGCUCAAAUAAACAAUGCAACGCGGUGGCGCAAACGGCUAAUGGACAAAAUGCCGACGCGGCCGAAAGCACUUGUGAUGGCGCGCAGGAAAGUCGCGGCAAUAGCAACAACAACGGCAGCGCGGGCAAUGCCUCAUCGGAUUAUGCAAAUAAUUUCGAAAUGGAUUAUUUGCAGAGUUUCAUGUAGUGCGAACGCGCGCGCUUUUGCUUGCACACGCACAUGUGCACAAACACGCACGCCUCAUUGUGUGUAUGUGCGCACCAGCUGCAUCGGUGGCACAAUCCAUUUGGUGGCAGCAGAUUGUAUCAGCGUCAGCAGUUAAGCAGGCGCUGGCCGUGUAAGCCUAUUUCAAACUAACUUUAAUUAAUUCUCUUCGGCCAUAACUGUAUUUUCUUCGUUGAAGCAGCAUUCAACCAGCGUUUAGUUUAACAUAGCGAAUAAUAAUGAAAGUGGACGUAUAAUUAGAUAUUAAGUUGCUCAUAUUUACCUUCGAUAGACACUACAGUUCACACCAAAGACAUCAUACAAAUAACAAAUAAUUGCCAAAUAUUAUAUAAGUAUAUAUAAAGAGUCAUAUAUGCUUCCAAGGAUCUCAAAGUAUUUGAGUUUUAAGCAAUAUAGGCGAUUACUCUUUACACUAGUUUUAAAUUGUAUGGGAAAAUGUUUGAUAUACAUAUAUUAAAAUAAUAUUUGUUAACAAAGAUAUAGGUUAGUUGUAUUAUAUAUUCCUUACCAAAUGACAAUCGUUCCAAAGCUUUAGAAAAAAUAAUAUUAAGUGCAUUUAAUGAAUUAUAAAAGUAAUACAGCAUAUUUACUUAGCCCAAGGCCGUUUCUACCAGUUAAACAAAGCUUGUUAUACUGUUUUUUAGGUUAUGUCUAUUUAUUAGGAAUUAUUGAUUAUACCUAUUUGUUUAUAAAU
Bactrocera oleae (olive fruit fly) is the source of this 5240-nucleotide messenger RNA. RefSeq names its product lame duck (gene lmd). Gene Ontology annotation, cellular component: nucleus. Gene Ontology annotation, molecular function: RNA polymerase II cis-regulatory region sequence-specific DNA binding; DNA-binding transcription factor activity, RNA polymerase II-specific. Gene Ontology annotation, biological process: regulation of transcription by RNA polymerase II. The record is from RefSeq and is a predicted model, not a curated record. NCBI's taxonomy places the organism in Eukaryota, Metazoa, Arthropoda, Insecta, Diptera, Tephritidae.